ACGACGCAGGGGAAUAUGCCGCGGCGCCGUGUUCGCGGGGACCGAAGGUUUCCGCGGAAGAGGCAGGGCGGCGGCGCUCGCUGUGAGCCGUGCGUGCAGUGCCGUGCGGAGGCUGCGGGCGCCGCUGUUCACCACGGAGAGAGGAGAGGAGAGGAAGGAGCGGAGCGCUGCAGCCAGCCCCGCCCGCUGCGGCCCGGCUCUCUCGCUCGCUGUGUCGGCUUUGCGGACUGCGAGCGGCCCCAGUCCAAAGAGGCAGAUGGGUCGGAGAGAGCGGGAGACGGCGGGACCAGGCACCGGAGAAAGAGCCGGAACGACAGUGUAAGCCGAAGCGAGUGUCCUGGAGCUGGAGACUCGAACCGGAGCGAGAGACUGAGCCAGAGUCGAAGGUCAAGAGUCGGGUCGGCGGCGGUGAGCUAUCUGAGGGCGUCCGGUGGCGGCGGGGCCGUGUCGGAGAUGUGCGCGGCGAGAGAAGGGCGCUGGGGCCGGAGGCAACGAGCGCUGCUGUGCUGCGUGUUGGUGGCGGCGUGGGAGGCGGUGUGGGGACAGCUGCGCUACUCGGUGCCCGAGGAACUGCCCAAGGGCUCUUUCGUGGGCGAUGUGGCCAAGGACCUGGCGCUGCAGCCGGCGACGCUCCGCGACAGCGGCGCUCGCAUUCUGGACCGGCGUAGGAUGCGGUAUUUCGCUCUGCAUGCGAACAGCGGCCACCUGAUGACGGUGGAGAGGCUAGAUAGAGAGCAGCUGUGCCGGCUAGUGGAGCGAUGCGUGCUGCGCUGUGAGGUGAUCGUGGAGGGUGAGAUGAAGGUUUACGAGAUCGAAGUGGAAAUCACGGACAUUAACGACAACGCUCCCAGCUUCCGAGAGUCCGAAAUAGAACUGAGAGUGAGCGAGAUGACUGCUCCCGGGUCGCGCUUUCCCCUGGCCGAGGCUUACGACCCGGACGUGGGAGUGAAUUCCUUGCAGAGCUACGAGCUGAGCGGCGACGAGCACUUUUCGCUGUUCGUGCAGGCGGGAGCAGACGGCGAGAAGCGUCCCGAGCUGGUGCUGGCCAAGGCGCUGGACCGGGAGGAGGCGGCGUUUCACGAGCUGGUGCUGAGGGCGAUCGACGGCGGCAAGCCGGCACGGACGGGCACGGCGCGCAUCCGCGUGUCUGUGCUGGACGUCAACGACAACGCGCCCAUGUUCAGCCAGGCGGUGUACGCGGUGCGCGUGCCCGAGGACGUGCCCGUGGGCUCCACCCUGCUCACCCUCACGGCCACCGACGGAGAUGAGGGAAUGAACGGUGAUGUGAAAUACUCACUUAAGAAAGCAACGGACCUAGCAUCGGAAAUUUUCUACAUGGAUCCCGAAACAGGAUUGAUCAGGCUGGUGAGGAGCCUGGACUUCGAGGAAGGAGACUCCUACGAAAUGGAAGUGCAGGUACAAGACGGCGGCGGCCUUUCCGACACAGCUACCGUCUCAAUCUCGGUGACCGACGUAAAUGAUAACGAGCCCGAGCUGACUGUGUCGUCGGCGCUGAGCGAGAUCUCGGAGGACGCGCCGCCGGGGACGGUGGUGGCCCUGCUGCACGUGCAGGACCGCGACUCGGGCGCCAACGGCGAGGUGCGGUGCUCGCUGGUCGGCGACGUGCCGUUCCGUCUGCGGAGCUCGGUGGGCAGCUACUACAGCGUGGUGACGGCGCGGGAGCUGGACCGGGAGGAGGUGUCGGAGUACAACGUGACGGUGUGGGCGUCGGACGGCGGGUCGCCGUCGCUGCGGAGCAGCGCGGUGCUGGUGCUGCGCGUGCUGGACGUGAACGACAACGCGCCGGUGUUCGCGGAGGCGCGCUACAGCGCCCGUCUGCCCGAGAACAACGCCGAGGGCGCGCUGGUGCUGACGGUGCGGGCGUGGGACGCGGACUGGGGGCAGAACGCGCGCGUGCGCUACCGGCUGGCGGAGGGGCGCGUGCGGGGCGCGCCGCUGUCGUCCUACGUGUCGGUGCAGGCGGAGACGGGCGCGCUGUACGCGCUGCGCUCGUUCGACUACGAGGAGGUGCGCGAGGUGGGGCUGUGGGUGCGGGCGGAGGACGGCGGCGCGCCGGCGCUGAGCAGCAACGUGUCGGUGCGGCUGCUGAUCGUGGACGAGAACGACAACGCGCCGCAGGUGCUGUACCCGCCGGCGGCGUCGGCGGCGGGCGCGGGCUGGACGGGCGUGGAGCUGGCGCCGCGCUCGGCGGAGCCCGGCGCGCUGGUGGCCAAGGUGGUGGCGGUGGACGCGGACGCGGGGCAGAACGCGUGGCUGUCCUACGAGCUGGCCAAGGCGACGGAGCCGGGGCUGUUCCGCGUGGGGCUGCACAGCGGCGAGGUGCGCACGGCGCGCUCGCCGCUGGCCCGCGACGCGCCCAGGCACAGCCUGGUGGUGGUGGUGAAGGACCAGGGCCGGCCGGCGCUGUCGGCCACGGCCACGCUGACGGUGGUGCUGGCCGAGAGCGUGGCCGAGCUGCUGUCGGAGCUGGGCAGCGCGGCGGCGCCGGCCGAGCCCGGCGGCAGCCUGACGCGCUGGCUGGUGCUGGCCGUGGCGGCCGUGUCGUGCCUCUUCGUCGCCUUCCUGCUGCUGCUGCUGGCGCUGCGCCUGCGGCGCUGGCGCCGCUCGCAGCUGCUGCCGCCGGCCAGCGGCGCCUUGCGCGGCGUGCCGGCCUCGCACUUCGUGGGCAUCGACGGCGUCCGCGCCUUCCUGCACUCCUACUCGCACGAGGUGUCGCUCACGGCCGACUCGCGCAAGAGCCAGCGGCGCUGGGCGGCCGACAGCUCCUGCAACACGCUCCCGGCGCGGCCGCCGCCCGACAAGGCCGCGCCGCUGCUCGGGGAAGACGCUGCCGGCGCCCGCGGCGCCCCGCCCGACGCCCUCCCGGUGAGUCAGUCGCUCCGGACACCCCGACGCCCUCCGUCUCGGCGCUUGCCUCCCUUCCUUCUCCUUGCCUUUCACUCCCUGCUCUCCUUCCCGGCCGGGGAGGUUUGUUGCUGCGCAAGGCACAACUUUAUCGGGCAGUGGUUUGUGGGUGACUGUCCGUGGCUCAAGGGAGCUACACAGGGGCUCUGCUGUCAGUGUUACUUUCUGUGGGUGGUAGUGGAUGAGACAGGGCUUCCAUCUGCAGCUUUGCUCUAGAUGGACUUCUAACUUUUUUUCCCCUGCCAGGUGGUUGCUCCUGUCAAUCCUCAGCAUGUUUCAUGCAUGUUUUCAUUUUUUUUUUUUUUUAACCUAUUCUGACUAUAUGUACACUUGAGAUUAUCAGUUGGUUAGGGUACAACAUCCCUAUAGCCCAUAUGCUUGAUCCAUAGUGUGAGGCUGUCUUAGAAAGAGUCUUAAUGUGACCAUAUUUCAUUUGUCUGCUUUUCGUCUAUGCUCUCCUCAGUGUAUCUUUUACUGCAUGAAGAUUUUCUGAGGACAGAAAUGUCUGUUUUCCUGUAAUGAAUAUCAGAGAAAUAAGCCUGAAUGUUCUAUUUAUGGUAUGCUGUGCGUGAAAGUAUUUUGGAGGAAAAAGGACUGUUUGAGCAUUGACGUCAUCAGAAUUGAAGAGGCUUUACUAGCAAGCUAAUGCUAUUGCAACAGUUGUGUCAUGUCUUCAUUGCUUCAAAUUCUGUUUUAUAAUAUUUGUUUAGAUUGAGGAAUGGAGUGUCAAGACUGAGAGUGAAGUUCUUUUCAUGUCCUGCAGCUUUUGCAUUAUUUCUUUGCUUAUUGUCAAUGUCAAAAGUAGGCCUCAGUGUGGCAGAGAACCCUGAAAAGACUGGAAUAUCUGUUAUUAAUUGUUGAACUGGGGGAGCUGUUUCAAUACAUAACGUGAAUGUUUACUGCCGUGCAGUCAAAGGAAUUGAUAUCCUUAUGUUUCCCUAAAAUAUCCCUGAAUGAUAAGCCCUUAUCAGCGGCCAACAUAUAGUUAGAAGUUGUUUAUUGAGAGUGGUACAACUGAAUGCUGUGAUUGUAGAGGAAAUAGUGUGAGAGGUCUGUUCUGAAGUUGGAAAAUAAGUGUGUCAACAGUGAUAUUUUUUGGGCAGUGGUUUGAUUUCAUUGUGAAUGCCAAUUCAACGUGACUCUUUGUGCCUGGCCACCUAGCCAGCUUUUAAAUCAACCAAGUGUACACCUGUCCAAGCCGUGAGCAGCCUGUUUCUCUAGGAGAAUGCUGUGCAAAAGAGUGUUUAAAAGCCUUGCUGAAGUCAAGGUAGAUAAGCUCCUAAGCCUUUCCAUCAUCCACUGUCAUGUCACCUUGUCGUAGAAGGAGAUCAUGUUCAUGAAGGAGGAUCUGCCUUUGAUAAGCUUAUGGUGUCUGGGCCUGAUCACCUGGUUCCCCUUCAAGUGCCAUGUAAUGGCAUUCAAGUUAAUCUGCUCCAAGAGCUUCCCUGGCAUUGAGAUCAGACUGACACGCCUGUAGUUCCCUUGAUUCACAUUUUUGCCUCAUUUGCUGCUGCAGUCUCAAGUGUGCUUCAUUGUGGCAGAGUAUCUUGACUGGAAGAUACCUUAGAAAUGUCAGGACUAUGGAAGCAGUUUCCUUCCAGACCUUGAAUGUUUCCAACUGUGGAGAGCAUUACUUUGAUGUAUUUCUCUUUCAAUAAAAUGUCAGUGAAUGAUAUGCCCUGUUCUUUCUUGUGUGACAUAUGUCAAGGAGAAGGAUGUUGUCCAUAGCGCAGAUAAAGUGUGUGACUGCGGAAUACACAGGCUGAGGCAGGUUUAGAGUUGGGAAAGUUGUUGUGUCGUUGUGGCUUUGAAUGGGGAAUGUUUUGGUUUCAAAUCUUGUGCCAAGGCCUGCACCAUUUCUGCUCUGAUCGUGCUGUCCCUGUCCUUAGAGGCAAUGUUUCUUUGCUGAGAAUAAAAUAUUUGGCCUAUGUAAAGUGCCUGUGUAGGACAGGUGUUUGAGAUGAAAGGAUGCAUGUGGAGUCACCACCAUGUAUGAAGGUGAAGGCAAAGAAGAGCAGAAGGGUGAUGUGGGAGCAGGUGUGCCCUGGAAGUGCUGAUCUAGAGCUGUAACUGAUCCUGAGUAUUGUUAUAAUCUUAUGCCUGCAAUGUCCAUCUGUGUGCU
Molecule: messenger RNA, 5047 nt
Organism: Anas platyrhynchos (mallard)
Lineage: Eukaryota; Metazoa; Chordata; Aves; Anseriformes; Anatidae
Source: RefSeq, a predicted model, not a curated record